Molecule: messenger RNA, 2371 nt
Organism: Dreissena polymorpha
Lineage: Eukaryota; Metazoa; Mollusca; Bivalvia; Myida; Dreissenidae
Product: DNA polymerase subunit gamma-2, mitochondrial-like
Exons: 10
Coding region: 149-1207 (352 amino acids)
Biological process (GO): mitochondrial DNA replication
Cellular component (GO): cytoplasm; mitochondrion
Source: RefSeq, a predicted model, not a curated record
UGCGCGAAAAUGCAAAUUCAUUUGUUACGAGUUCAUUAUCAAUAAUUGUGCGAAUAUUGUAGGUUUUUUUUGGAGAUGGCAGCCAAUAAGGUCUUAUUGUUGUGUAAUCUGCUUAAACAUCAUAUAGAACCACACUUGUGUUAUUGUGAUGGCAGUGCUUGGACAGCUGCUGCAGUUGCUGUCAAGGACGGGCUACAGGUGUAGCGGUUUGGGACACGCCCCAUUUGCUAAUGGCCCUGCUGGAACGCUGCUUCACCACAACAUCAUACAGACAUGGUGGGAUAAAAUGGUGAUUAAGUCAGAGGCGUCAUUUCCUGUUUCCGGAAAGAAUAUAAAUUUUUUGGAAGACUUCUACCCAACAGUACUAAGUUUUAUGAAUGGCACAGUUCCAUUUGCCAUGGUGAAUGUCAGUGAGUGUGCAAGACCCCAGAGUGUUCAAGGAGGUACGGAGAUAGAGACAUUACUAAAUCCUGGCAGUGAGACAUGCCUCCAGUACGUGCAUGUUUGUUCACCAGCCAGUGUUAACCGGACAUUUGACCUGGUUGUCAACACCCGGGUCAGCUGGUGGAAACAGUUUUCAUACAACUCCUCCAACUUUGUACAGAAGACCUUUGAUGAAGGUUCUACGUCUGUGUUGCAUAUUCAGUACAAUUCCAGCUGUGGGCCCAUUUCCAUAGAAACGAUAUCCAACAGAGGACAUGAAGACAUUGAUAAAGUAGAGGAACGUACAGGAGUCAAUUGCAAAUUCCGUAACGGAGCCAAGUCUUCCUAUCCCUGCCUGAUCGAGUGUCAGACCAGCAUGGAGCUGGCCAGUGCAGUGUUCCUCAUGGACGCCUACACACACAAUGCCCUGCCAGGGGAGGGCCAGGGCAGGGAGGUGUUACAUUUACACCCAGUGCUUGUUCCCUACAAAGUUUCUGUAUGUCACAAUGGGUCAAAGGUCAGACAGAUCCAGGAAGUGGUGACAUACAUUUGUCGUGAAUUCCGCAAGGUGGGGCUAAGUGUCCUUCAUAAUCGAGAUGAGACAAAUAGCUUAACUGCACAGGUCAUCAGGAAUGAUGAAAUGGGUGUCCCAUACACUGUUCUUGUGUCAGAUGAGACUAUAGACACAGGGAAUAUAGGGCUUCGCAAUAGAGACACAAGCAUUCAGGAGACUGUUCCUAUCGGGAAGUUAACAGAAUAUCUCCUGAAACAUGUACACUAUUAAACGUCAUAGAGGCGUCCUGAAAUCUGUCAUAGAGAGGGCCUCUGUAAUUUGUUAUAGAGGGGAUCCCUGCAAUCUGUCUAAGAGGGGGUCCUUGUAAUCUGUCAUAGAUAGGGUCCAAAUAAUCUGUCAUAGAGAGGGCCUCUGUAAUUUGUUAAAGAGGGGAUCCCUGCAAUAUGUCAUAGAGGGGGUCCUUGUAAUCUGUCAUAGAUAGGGUCCAAAUAAUCCGUAAUUUUUCAUAGAGAGGGUCCCUGUUAUCUGUCAUAGAGAGGGUUUAUGUUAUCUGUAAAAGAGACGGUCCCUGUAAUCUGUCAUAGAGAUGGUCCCUGUAAUCUGUCAUAGAGGGGGUCCCUAUAAUCUGUCAUAAAGAGGGUCCAUGUAAUCUGUCAUACAGAGGGUCCCUGUAAUCUGUCAUACAGAGGGUCUCUGUAAUCUGUUAUAAAGAGGGUACAUGCUAUCUGUUAUAGACAGGGUCUCUGUAAUCUGUUAUAUAGAGGGUGCAUGUUAUCUGUUAUAGACAGGGUCCCUGUAAUCUGUCAUACAGAGGGUCUCUGUAAUCUGUUAUAUAGAGGGUGCAUGUUAUCUGUUAUAGACAGGGUCUCUGUAAUCUGUCAUAGGGAGGGUCUCGGUAUCAGUCAAAGAGAGGGUCUCUGUAAUCUGUUAUAGAGGGGGUCCUUGCCGUAGUGAUAAAACUCCUAAGGCUCAUAGUCAGUACCUGUCAGAAAAAAAGACACCUGACUUUAUUUCACCUCACAUCAGCAGCCCAAAAUGUUUCGUAGUGUACAGAUUUCAAUGCCAAGAAUUUUUGGAAUCAAAUGUGAAGUGUUUGUUAGAAUACUGAAUACUGAGCAUGCAAAAUACAAAUUUAUCUUACCAAAUACAGGUAUAAAAUGUUUAUACAUGUUAUCAAGUAUAAAUAGCUUUGACGUCAAACAUUCUACAUUUUUAUGUCCCCCACCACUAUAGUGGGGGACAUAUUGUUUUUGCUCUGUCUGUUGGUUUGUGUGUUUGUUUGUUUGCCCCAACUUUAACAUUUGCAAUAACUUUUGCAAUAUUCAAGAUAGCAACUUGAUAUUUGGCAUGCAUGUGUAUCUCAUGCAGCUGCACAUUUUUAGUGGUGACAGGUCAAGGUCAUCCUUCAAGGUCAAAUAUAUGGGUCAAAAUGAA